CACACACACCUUUAAACGCGUCACCCGCCCGGCUGCCUGCUUAGUAUCUGCCUGUGUGGUGCGUGCGGUCGGACUGUGGUUGUGGCGAGGACGACGCUCUUCCGACGCAUUUCAUCGCGGAGAGAUGGGAUUUUUGGAGCAAUGGCUGUGAAACGAACGACCCUAGCGCUGCUGGCCCUGUUCGGGUGCGUGGCCGUCGGUGAUGCCCUGCGUUGUAACUGCACAAACUGCGAAAAGACGGGCUACGAAUGCGAGACCGAUGGCGCCUGCAUGGCCUCAACGUACUACAUCCAGGGGAAGGAGGAACACGUGCGCGUCUGUAUAAACCGGGAGAACCUGGUCCCCCCUGGACAACCCUUCUACUGUCUGAGGGCUGAAGGGCUGCUCAACACACACUGCUGCUAUGUCGAUUACUGUAACAGUAUUGAUCUGGAGGUCCCUGUUCCAACGAAGGUGGGCUGGUCGGGCAAAGGAAACCCGUGGGGGCCCGUGCAGCUGGUUGCCGUCAUUGCCGGGCCAGUGUUUGUGCUGUGUGUGCUGCUGAUGGUCGGCGUGUUCCUGUUCCAGUAUCACCAGAGGGCCUACAGUCACCGGCAGAGACUGGAAGUUGAGGAUCCAUCCUGCGACCACCUGUACUUGGCCAAAGACAAGACUCUGCAGGACCUCAUCUAUGACAUGUCCACCUCCGGUUCAGGCUCUGGUCUGCCCUUGUUUGUGCAGCGCACUGUGGCCAGGACCAUUGUGCUGCAGGAGAUCAUUGGAAAAGGGCGUUUUGGGGAGGUGUGGCGAGGGAAGUGGAGGGGGGGAGACGUGGCUGUGAAGAUCUUCUCAUCCAGAGAGGAGCGCUCCUGGUUCAGAGAGGCUGAGAUCUACCAGACAAUCAUGCUACGCCACGAAAACAUCCUGGGAUUCAUUGCAGCGGACAAUAAAGACAAUGGUACGUGGACUCAGCUGUGGCUGGUGUCGGACUAUCACGAGCACGGCUCCCUCUUUGACUACCUGAACCGCUACUCGGUUACCAUAGAGGGCAUGAUCAAGCUGGCGCUGUCGGCGGCCAGCGGCCUGGCACAUCUGCACAUGGAGAUCCUCGGCACCCAGGGGAAGCCGGGCAUCGCCCACCGCGACCUCAAGUCUAAAAAUAUCCUGGUUAAGAAGAACGGGAUGUGCGCCAUCGCGGACCUCGGCCUGGCAGUUCGCCACGAGUCCAUCACAGAUACGAUCGAUAUAGCGCCGAACCAGCGUGUCGGCACCAAGAGGUAUAUGGCUCCAGAGGUUCUGGAUGAAACCAUCAACAUGAAACACUUUGAUUCCUUCAAAUGUGCUGACAUUUACGCGUUGGGCCUGGUUUACUGGGAGAUCGCGCGUCGCUGCAACACAGGAGGCAUUCAUGAGGAGUAUCAGCUGCCCUACUACGACCUGGUGCCCUCUGACCCGUCCAUAGAGGAGAUGAGGAAGGUGGUGUGUGACCAUAAACUGAGGCCCAACGUGCCUAAUUGGUGGCAGAGCUACGAGGCGCUGCGUGUGAUGGGGAAGAUAAUGAGGGAGUGCUGGUACGCCAACGGCGCCGCGCGGCUGACCGCGCUGCGCAUCAAGAAGACGCUGUCGCAGCUCAGCGUGGAGGAGGAUGUGAAGAUGUGAGCGGCCCGGCCACGCGCCCGAGACGCACAAUCAGACCACACUCCUAUAGGAAACGAACACUAAGGACUGACUGCGAACGAGAACCCUGCCAGUUUUAAAGCCACACUCCAAGUUGUGACAAGGCCUACCUCACCUUUUUAGCCAAAACUACUGAGAAUCACCCCCAUCCAUCCCCCCCCCCGACAUCUCUCCCACCGCCUCCAAGUGUACCUUUUGUCUCCUCUUUCUGUGAAGCCGUCACCCCUGACCCCAUGGGCCACCACACUACACCACUGUUAAUAACAUCACACUGAGCAUUUUUGUUUUUUUACAUGGCAGGAAUUACUAUUGUACAGUGAUGGGAUUGUUUCUUGUUUUUAGCUCGCCGAUAUUCUCCCAUGAUGGACUUCCCAUUUCCAGCAUGACGUGGUUUUUACGUUUGAAAGUAACAUUUACCUUCAUGUUCUGUUGGCCACGCGACGUCCCACUACGUUGCCGUGUGUGAGGGAGGUGGGCGGCGCCGUGACCGUGCAUGUGUAAGAGGUGUCUGGGCCACCAGCGCGUUUGCGGUACACUACAACGUUCUCUGGCUGUGGUUCGUUGGACAAAUGCAGCCGUUGAACACUCGGUUUUUAGCGUCAGCGGACAGAAUGUGCUCUUCAAACCCUCACCAACAGAAAUGAGUUGCACUCAGUUUGUAGCUUCCUCGUCACAUGAGACCUGCAGGUAUCACUCAACGGAUGUGGUCCCGUCCUGGUGUCCGUUUGAAAUGUGGCAGGGAUAAAGUUUGGGACGGGAUGUUUUAUUUAUUUGUUGAUAGUUUCCUUUUUUUUGUUUAUUUCAUAUUGAUGAACACUGUGAGAUGUGACGAACUAGAAUUGUGAAAUGAAAGUGUCUGUUGUGGUCCAGGUCUUCUUCAUCUGUCAGAUGUUGGAUUCCGGGGUUGUCGCAUUCAUUUAAUAAGACACUCGGCUGAUGUGUGGAUGCAGCCAAACCCCCGCUGGUGAUAGUCAAAGACAUUGUGCACAUUUAGCAAUUAAGGGGUAUGGAAUGGCAAAAAAUCCUAUUUUUUAAAAUAGUAUUGUGUAAUGACAUCAUGAUUGGUGUAUCAUUCUGACUUGGACAUUAGACACUACUGAUGAUGGGUACAUAUGAUUUUGUAUAUAAAACUUGCUUAUUUUCUCUUUUGGUGACAUUUAAACAGUGACUUUGCUUGAAUGGUACUUAUCUGAGGGCUUUUUGAUCAGUUUGUGGUUUUCUGACUGUGCCAGUAAUUAGACCGGCAUCAGCUGGAAUGUUAAGUUUUUACUUGCUCCUCCCAUUGCAAUUUGUUGGUACUACUGAUUUUAUCGCAACCCCCUCUUAGUGGGUUUUUUAGGACAUUGCAUCCUCUGGGGUGACAUCUCUGACACUGGAAUAUUAAGAGCAUCGUCUUGAAAUCUGACACUGCCAACAGCUGUUUGUUAACAAAUAAAGAAAGCUGCUGACAGUUCAUAUAUGGGGAACAACAUUUUUCAGCUGAUUAGAUGUGGAAAAGCAAUUCAGGGGUUUUUCUUCAAAAACUUUAUUGCUGCGAAGCUGCACUUUGCCAUUCUUCAACCUGACUAUGAAAGUAUUACACUGACCUUCGUCACUAUUGGGCUCUGCACUGUUACCUCCACACGGACCUUAGUUAAUGUUCAUUAUGUCAUCACUCCAUCCAGAAUCCAUGUAUCAUGUCUAUCUAUUUUUGCAUGCUGUCCCAAACACUGGGUCCUCUGCACUGAAGUAGAUUAAUGUGGUUUCAUUCUCCUCUUACUUUUCUUCCUUUGGGCCGUUGGUCAUGUACUUCAGUUUUGCUGCUGCUGUUAACAUGGGUAGAAGUUCAGCAGAUAGAGCAGAGGAAGAGGUACGUGAGGAAAUGGGAGACUGCUGUCAUUUGAACAUGAUUGUCAAAAACACUCCUGUCCUUGUUUGGUUUGUUGCCAUCGGUAUAUGACCAUCAGACGUCCAGUUCAUAGUUUCAAAAAAUUGUGCAGAUUUUUUCAUUUACUUUAAAAGUGUACAUAGAUGAUAUACAAUAAAUUCCUCUUUCUUA
Molecule: messenger RNA, 3694 nt
Organism: Betta splendens (Siamese fighting fish)
Lineage: Eukaryota; Metazoa; Chordata; Actinopteri; Anabantiformes; Osphronemidae
Gene: acvr1ba
Product: activin A receptor type 1Ba
Exons: 9
Coding region: 142-1638 (498 amino acids)
Biological process (GO): cellular response to growth factor stimulus; activin receptor signaling pathway; nervous system development
Cellular component (GO): plasma membrane; activin receptor complex
Molecular function (GO): ATP binding; activin binding; activin receptor activity, type I
Source: RefSeq, a predicted model, not a curated record